Saccharomyces eubayanus is the source of this 672-nucleotide messenger RNA. RefSeq names its product RNA polymerase II mediator complex subunit MED8 (gene MED8). The transcript has a single exon. NCBI's taxonomy places the organism in Eukaryota, Fungi, Ascomycota, Saccharomycetes, Saccharomycetales, Saccharomycetaceae. Gene Ontology annotation, molecular function: RNA polymerase II cis-regulatory region sequence-specific DNA binding; transcription coregulator activity. The coding region runs from base 1 to 672 and encodes 223 amino acids. Gene Ontology annotation, cellular component: core mediator complex; mediator complex. The record is from RefSeq and is a predicted model, not a curated record. Gene Ontology annotation, biological process: regulation of transcription by RNA polymerase II.
AUGUCACAAUCCAACGGAUCACUUGUGCCAGAAGGCAACCAAGGCUCCCUCCAAGAAGAUGUUAAUCCUGAUUUCAAUGGAGUACCUGGCCAAGCUUUAGAUGCUGUACGUAUGCGGUUGGCUCAAUUAACUCAUUCAUUGAGAAGAAUCAGGGAUGAGAUGUCUAAAGCUGAACUACCGCAAUGGUAUACACUACAAUCACAACUAAACGUCACAUUGUCGCAACUCGUGUCCGUUACAUCUACCUUGCAACAUUUCCAAGAAUCUUUAGAUUCAACGGUCGUUUAUCCAUUGCCUAAAUUUCCAACUACUUCGCAUGAAAGUUUGAUCACUACACUUUUGAGAAAAAAGAACAUUCCUGAAGUAGAUGAAUGGAUGAAAUACGCUAGAGAAACAUCCGGAAUAACGACAAAUUUGUUGAAGGAUGAAGAAAUACAGAAGCUAUUACAACAGGACAAAGACAUAACAAACUGGGCACGUAAUACGUUUGGAAACGAAUUUGAAAAACACGAUUUCAAACAUGAAGAGGCCCUAAAUGAAGAGGAUGCUUCACUCCUUGUACGAGAUACCAAGCCAUCAAAACCUUUUAACGUUGACGUUAUUUUAAAGUUUACACAUGCAGGAGAAAAACCAAUUUCGAUAGAUACGACGCCGAAAUUGACUACUGGUUGA